AUCCGAGCCCUUGUUCGGAAGCCAUCCAAGGGCGCAGGGAUACGCUAAGAUACAGUUCCUGUUGCUGUGAUGACCACAGACAUGAGCACAGCAGGUGUUCAUCGAGGCUUCCUCAAAAAAUAUGGCGGCUUCAUGUUUAAGCAGUGGAAGGAGAAGUACCUUGUGCUGACCAUAGAGGGUAACCUGCUGGUGUGCCGGGAUGCAGAGUCCCCUCCAGACCAAGUGGUAGCACUACAUAGCAGCUGUGAGUCAAUUGCAGAGGGACGAGAAAUACUUGACCUGCCCAAGUUGCCUCCAGGGGGCAGGAGGGACUGCUGCUUUGCGCUUAUCCUGCCACAGAACAAGUUCCUGCUGCUGCUCUCAGACAACCCAGACGACUGCAUGCUCUGGUUGAAGGUCAUCAGGAAAGUGAGAGAGGGUGUCAUGUCACCCCUGACACUCCAGAGACAACGCAGCCUCACUCCCUGCAUCACAGAUAGAGAUCCCCUGCCCGACUCUGCCAGUGAUAAAGACCCCGGGUCACCCAGGGUUGGUGAGGGCACCCCUCCUCUGAAUAGGGUCACUGAACGGGGAGGGUCCUUCAGAGAAAGAGGGCAAAACCAAGCAAAUGUGUCACGGCGGCCUCUGCGUAGUGUUUCUGUGGCACCACCCCACCGUGUGUCCGACUGUCUUCGCCAUGGCAACAGCAGUGAUGCCCGGGCAGUGAGGGCAGUAUGCUUACUGAUGGGAGGUGCAGCAGCCUCCUCUGCUUUGGGCUACCUCAAUUCCUGCUCCCCUUCCUCUCCCCUUGCCACAAGACCCCCAGAAAUUGCCCACGGCACAGGGGGCUUCUCUGAGCUUUCUGCCGGGGGCUCCUUCCACGCCUGCAGCCAGGAUGUCGAUUCCCCACACUUUAACAGCUUUGACUUUGAAGGAGACUCCGACUUUGAUGCAUUUGACUGUGGAGGAUUUGCUUUUUAGUUGACAGACCUUUCAAAUUCCUUAUUCUGAUGUUUUUAAUAUAAGUAUGUUGUUAUUUACUAAUCAGCUGUUGGGUAAUCUGUAGGACUAAUUUAGCAAUUAAUAAAGGCGUGCUUCCUGGCUUUAUACCAAUGCUCCUCAGGUUAAUCAUAAAUAACCUUGACUCCUAUAAACACUGUCUGUCUGUGUUGUAUCACUUUUUCCAUGCCAUGGCUUGAUGUUAACUGGGCCAGCAGUUUGAUUUCAGUCACACAGACAUUUAUAAGAACAUGUUAGUCUCAGAUUUGGAUUUGUGUCAUAAAUUUGAGAAAAGAUGAUCUCACUGAAUACUCUUUUUCUCAUCCACAUUUCUCCCAGUGUCUUCUGCCCUGCUUUUGGAAGUUACCCUUUCACCUAUGUGCACAGUGUAAUCAUACAUGGAAUGCAGUUUAAAGGUGAACACUGAAUAAAUCCUUCUGUCAGCAUGA
Molecule: messenger RNA, 1427 nt
Organism: Oreochromis niloticus (Nile tilapia)
Lineage: Eukaryota; Metazoa; Chordata; Actinopteri; Cichliformes; Cichlidae
Exons: 6
Coding region: 70-960 (296 amino acids)
Biological process (GO): regulation of cell differentiation
Cellular component (GO): membrane
Source: RefSeq, a predicted model, not a curated record